Molecule: messenger RNA, 3435 nt
Organism: Musa acuminata AAA Group (dessert banana)
Lineage: Eukaryota; Viridiplantae; Streptophyta; Magnoliopsida; Zingiberales; Musaceae
Product: glycerophosphodiester phosphodiesterase GDPDL6-like
Exons: 10
Coding region: 1105-3351 (748 amino acids)
Biological process (GO): lipid metabolic process; intracellular signal transduction
Molecular function (GO): glycerophosphodiester phosphodiesterase activity; phosphatidylinositol-4,5-bisphosphate phospholipase C activity
Source: RefSeq, a predicted model, not a curated record
UAUUACUAUCUGAAUUUUUCUGGGCUGUGAUGGUAUGUAUUGCGGCGCCGUCUUAUGAUGUCAAUUACUCAAUUUUUUUUUUUUUUCAUUUUUAUCAGGAUUUAGGCAUGACUAUUUAACUUUUGAGUUGUUGUCUCUUGAAAUAUUUGAUGCAGUUCUUCCGUUGUCGGUCAAAACAACCUUCUUUUUGUAUCCAAUUGGACUCGGGGAUCAUAGUAAGUUCUUAUGAUGUCUCUUCUUUUAGUUCGUCAUCUUUGUAAGUCAUUCCUUUUCCGUCUUUUUCAUGGCCAUUGAAUCUGUAUGAAGUGAUGAUUCUCACUGGCUUAAAUCCUUCCUACUGGAUAUAUUUAUUAUGAGCGUAUAGUUCAGCUAGAACUCUGUGACUGAGAGUCGCAAUCGAUGAAUGUGCUCCGUGUCCAUUCGAACGAAUAGCUUGGUAGACCUCUCGUUAAAUGUCAAGCAAAGAGGUAGAAAAUUGAUGGUCCUCGGAGAUUCAGUUGUCCAGAUACACAGCAGAGAGAGAGAGAGAGAAACGCGAUCCAUACUUGGCAGCGGCGAAUCAACAACGCGUGGUGGAAGACAAAGAAGAGAAGAGAUGAUACUGAUUACAAUUGCAUGCCGGGAAUGAGAUCACCGGUUGUUUCCCUCAGGGUGCGGGUACAGAGGAGACGUUGCCCGAAAAAGGCCGGUUUAUUCCGCCGCCAGCUUCAUCGUCUGCGACGGGCGAGGGGAUGUCGUACGACGUGGACGGUCAAACUUGGUUCUUCUCUCUUGCUUUCGCGAAGGGAGGGAGCGCGUUUGUAGGAUGGCGGUUUCAGGUUCGAGGACAAGUGCUUCGCCAAGAUAUGUGUAAGAGAGAGAGAGAGAGAGAGAGAUUUAAGCUCGUCCAUUACUUUUUCUUCCUCCCCCACAACAAAAAAGCAACGAAUAAAUUCAUGAACAUGCCUUCUUUUGCAAGUAGGAUCGGUCUUCCAUGCAUUCUCUUUCUUCUCCGUUCUUAUAGUUUGCAGGUUUCCUGAGCGCCAGGAAACCUUCCUUUGAUUUGGGGGACCGCAUAAAACAUAGUUGCUAAUCUGCGAGGAUUCGUUCUAGGAAUCGGGGGGAAUGAGGCUAAAUGUGUUUCUGCUGAUCUUGCUUCUUCAUGGGGCCGCAGCUGUGAAGCCUCCUGCAAAGUGGCAGACCUUGAGCGGUGAGGCUCCUGUGGUUGUAGCGCGAGGUGGCUUUUCUGGGAUCUUCCCCGAGUCUAGCCAAUAUGCAUACCAGAUUGCAGAGUCUACAAGUUUGAAAAAUGUGGUUCUGCUUUGUGAUCUUCAAUUAACAAAAGAUGGAGGUGGUAUCUGCCAGUCAGAUUUGAGACUUGAUAAUUCGACAACUAUUUCAUCUGUCUUCCCUAAAGGGCAGAAAACUUAUUCUGUAAACGGACAGCCUCUUACUGGAUGGUUUUCAGUUGAUUUCACUUCAGACCAAAUAUAUAACAAUGUCUCAUUGAUUCAAAAUAUUUUUACUCGACCAAGUGUCUUUGAUGGGAGUUUACCAAUAUCCAUGGUGGAAGAUGUCACUGGGCUUCACCCUUAUCAGUUUUGGAUAAAUGUGCAGUACAGCAUCUUUUUUAAAGAACACAAACAGGAUGUAGCAACCUACAUUACAACAGCAUCAGAACAGAUGGUUAUUGACUAUAUCUCUUCUCCAGAAAUAGCAUUCCUGAAGAGUCUGAGUGGGAAGCUUAGAAGUGGCAAGACAAAGCUCAUAUUCCGAUUCUUAGAAGUGGAUGAUGUGGAACCUUCCGCUAAACAAACAUAUAAAGCUCUCCUAAAUGAUCUUUCCACUAUCAAGUCAUUUGCUUCUGGGAUUCUUGUUCCCAAAAGCUACAUCUGGCCCGUUAACAAAGAUCAAUAUCUAGAGCCCCAUACUUCUUUGGUCACAGAUGCUCACAACCUGGGCCUAGAAGUUUAUGCAUCCAAUUUUGCAAAUGACAUGCCUGCAAGUUACAACUAUAGCUUUGAUCCGACUGCAGAGUACCUGCAGUUUAUUGACAACUCAAAUUUCUCUGUUGAUGGUGUGCUUACGGAUUUUCCUUCGACAGCAUCAGAAGCUGUGGCUUGUUUGGCACACAACAAGAACAACACACUGCCCACUGAAGGAAGACCGCUAAUUAUAACACACAAUGGUGCCAGUGGGGUCUUUGCGGGGUGCACUGAUCUUGCCUAUCAACAAGCAGCAGAAGAUGGUGCUGACAUACUUGACUGUUCUGUGCAGAUGUCAAAGGAUGGAGUAGUCUUCUGUUUGGAUUCAGCUGAUCUUAUGGGUCACACAACAGCAAUAAAAACGUUUAUGCCCCGAGCAACAGUAGUGCCUGAGAUACAAAAAGAAAAUGGAAUCUUUUCAUUUGACCUCACAUGGAGUGAGAUUCAGAGCUUGAAGCCGGAGUUGACAACCCCAUUAUCUCAGUCUGGCUUGGCAAGAAAUCCAGCAGCCAAAAAUCAGGGCAAGUUCAUGACACUGACUGACUUCUUGGAGUUUGCAAAAAAGAGCACAGUCGCUGGAGUUUUGAUCAACAUAGAGAAUGCUGGUUACCUCGCUUCAAAGAAAGGUCUUGGGAUUGUAGAAGCAGUCUCCACCGCAUUGACAAAUGCCAGUUACGACAAACUACCAAAAAAGCAAGUGUUAAUCCAGUCUGAUGAUACGGCAGUCCUCUCUGCAUUCAAGAAAAAUUCUGGCUACAAACGAGUACUCUAUGUUAAGGAGACAAUAAGUGAUGCUCCAAAGCCAACCGUUGAUGAGAUCAAACACUCUGCAGAUGCAGUUAACCUUCCUAGAUCAUCUAUUGUUGCUGACUCAGGCUUCUUCGUCUCUGCCUUCACUGGCGUGGUUGAUAAGAUGCAUGCGGCAAACAUAUCUGUUUAUGUUUCGGUCCUGAGGAACGAGUUCUUGGCAAUAGCAUUUGAUUACUUCUCGGACCCCAUGGUUGAGCUCGCUACCUAUGUUGCAGGUGUUCAAGUUGAUGGUGUUGCGACCGAGUUUCCAGCAACUCUGGCCGCAUACUUGAGGAGCCCAUGCUCUAACAUGAAUGCCAAAUUGCCCUACUCCAUCUUACCGGUUGAGCCUGGUAGUCUCCUCUCACUGGUUUCGCCUGAAGCAUUGCCUCCAGCCGAAGCCCCUGCGCCUGUUCUUGCGGUCGCCGACAUCCAAGAUCCACCACUGCCGCCGGUUGCAGAUCUUUCUGACAAGGCAUCAGUCACCGCUGCACCCCAGACUUCGCCACCACGGAGUGGACAGUCAGCGAUCGCCGUGAACGCAGCUCUUUCUCUUUUGAUAGUGAUGCUCAGCUUCGUUCAGCUGAGGUUUCUCUGAUAUGGUGCCUUCAUCUGAUUCAACUUGUGAAUGUUGGCUGUGUGUUCUCGAAUCGAUUGGAUUACUAAUAAGAACAGCAUUUGU